This is a messenger RNA of Clupea harengus (Atlantic herring), 6273 nucleotides long. RefSeq lists its product as uncharacterized. NCBI's taxonomy places the organism in Eukaryota, Metazoa, Chordata, Actinopteri, Clupeiformes, Clupeidae. The record is from RefSeq and is a predicted model, not a curated record.
ACACAUCCUACAAUGGAGCAUCUCUUUCAACCAUACACAGGGAAAAAACCCCUACAUAUGAUGUUUCUGGAAGAACAAACCCAUCAGGUGGACCAAAAACACCUGCUUUUCAGGUCUCCAGGGCUAAAACACCUGUUUUUGAAGUAUCAAAAGCAAAUCCACUGCUCUUUGCUACACCCUCAAGGGAUGUCCACAAUGCAGUUAAAAAAGAGGUUCAGGGACCCAAAUCAACUAUUGCCAUCAGAAGCGAAGCAUCUGCUAUACCCCCUAAUACUCUGAAACCCUCUGUACCAGAGAAAAUUAAUACAGCUCAAGUUCAAAAUGGGAUUGACUUGAAGGAACCUCACAAAGAAAUGAUUCAGGCAGCUAAAGUUAUCGCAGGGGCCCUGUCAAUGCCCAAAAUAACAUCAGACGUUUCUUUAAUGCGAACAAAACCUACAGAGGCCUCACAGCUAACUGCUAAAGCAAGUGUGGAGGCUGUCCCUGCCAUCAUCCCACAGGAGUAUCAAAUUCCCAAGGCUCAGACAUGUGAGACCGUUACACCAGCAACACCCCCAAAUGAAUUUAGCAUACCAAGGUCUGUGAGUCACAGCUCUCCAGUCCCUGCACCUCCUCCUCAGAGCUAUCAAACCCCCAUCACACCAGUGCACUGGUCACCAAGACCUCCCUCACGAUUACUUGGGAAUAAAAGACUGAAUGCAUCAACAAGUGAACUUUACAAACCUAGAGUGAAAUCAACAUAUUAUGGACUGACUCCUGUUGAGUAUGCUGCUUACGGGGGAAUCAAAACGUAUUAUGGUCCUCCUGGGAAUAAGACACAGUCAGGUGAUGCAGCCGAAAGCUGUCCAGAUGAUUUGUCAUUUUCAAAAACAGUCAACACAUCAUCACAGGAUACUAAUUCCUCAAGUGCUAUGGAUAAACCUGAGGAAAUAUCACAACAACCUGAAGGAGCUAAACAACUGCAAAGUGAAACUAAACUGAGCACCUCCAUGAUCCAUCUGUCCAUGUCUCAGAACUCUUCAGCAGUGACCACAUCAUCUGAUAACACACAGAAUCAGUCAAAAUCACCAGUAUCUGAGGAGAAAAAUCCUGAGGCAUCUGUAUUAGAUAACACUAAGGCUCCAACAGUGGAUGUAUCAAAACCAAAUGCAGCAGUAUUUUCCCAACAAAAUGACAUGACCCAAAGUCCAAGCAGAGAGGCAGUACUGGCUAGCUCAAAGGAUCCUGCUGAGCAAACAACUGAAACAGUAAUAGCAGAUGGGUAUAUACCCACUGUGAGAGAGGAUCUGAAGCCAUCUUCAGUGAAAGACUCAAGAACACUUACGACCUCAGUCCUAACCCAUGGACAAAGUAUGCCUAUUUACCCUUUGCCCAAAACACACAUUAACACUGAAAGUUCAAAUGCUGCAGAAAUGGCAACAAAACAAAUGGCUCAAUACAUGUCUCAAUCAGCUUUGCACGUUCAAGCAAAAACAUCCACCUCUACACAGCCAGUUAUGGUCAGCAAACCCUCAUUAAGUUCAAAUUUACAUCCUCACCCAAACAAUAGUACUUUUCCAAAUGUCCAGUCAGAUAUAUCCAAGAAGUUGGAAAACGCCAUUGAUACAAAUUCUCUUAGCAUGCUUGCUACCUCAAAUGCACCUAUUACAAAAACAUCAAUCUGUAAGUCAAGUGUUGAGACCUCAGUCUCUAAGUCUAUUACAGACAUUAAGUUAUCUACAGUAGAAACAAAAACUACAACCAAUUUAAAAUCUAUGAAUUCAGAACCACCCAAAACACUCCCUGGGGUCAUACCAUCUGUCAAAUUGGCAACAGAUUUUAAUUCUUCAAUUAUCCCCAAUAGUGAUAGUCAGCCAUCAAAACAGCUGACUGCCAGCAAUAAUUCCUCAAAUUUGUCAAAAGAUGUCAACCCCUCCAGUAAUCCCAGUGCAUCACCCUUACAGCCAGCUUUAAAACUAGAUAAUAAAGGGAGUGGACUUCCCGGCAUGGUCAAAACAGGAACUGAAAUGCUAACAGCUUCAGUCACUAAAACUGACACUUUAACAAAAUCGACUUAUUCCAGAGCACUAACAAAUACUUUUAGUGAUCUCACAACAGCUGUUAAACAAUCAGCUAACUCCACAACAACCACAGGUUCAACCCCAACCAUGGACAGGAGAACCUCAUCAACUCCAACCAUCGAUAGGAAAACUACUUCAACACCAAUCGUGGACAGGAGAACCUCUUCAACUCCAAUCAUGGAUAGGAGAACCUCUUCAACUCCAAUCAUAGACAAGAGAACCAUAUCAACUCCAAUCAUGGACAGAAGAACCCCCUCAACUCCAAUCAUGGACAGGAGAACAUCCUCAACUCCAAUCAUGGACUGGAGAACAUCCUCAACUCCAAUCAUGGAUAGAAGAACAUCCUCAACUCCAACCAUGGACAGGAGAACAUCCUCAACUCCAAUCAUGGACAGGAGAACAUCCUCAACUCCAAUCGUGGACAGGAGAACAUCCUCAACUCCAAUUGUGGACAGGAGAACCUCCUCAACUCCAACCAUGGACAGAAGAACUUUAACUACUCCAACUAUGGACAGAAGAACUUUAACUACUCCAACCAUGGACAGAAGAAAUUUAACUACAACUAUGGAACAGAGAAUUUCAACAACUCCAACCAUUGACAGAAGAUCUUACACAACACUAUCUGCAGAAAAUAAGCUUUACACAAAAUCCACCAUGGAUAUCAGGCAGUCCUUCAAAUCUGCCUCUGAGGUUAGAUCCUCUGGCAUGUUUACUGCAGACAGUAAACUAUCUGCCAAGUCCACCAUGGACAUAAGAGCCUCUGUGAUGACUGCUGACACACAAACGAUGAUCACAAGACCAUAUCUUGCACCUAAAUUAGAGAACAAAUCCAUAUUUGUGACUAGUCCUUUCCCAAAUUCUUCAGGAAAUAGUAAUGCCCGCCUUUCCACCAAGGAGCCCACAGCAUCCUUAAUUUCUUCAUUAGAGAAUAAACCUUUGCCAAAUCAGACUAUAGAUGGAAAUCCUACUACUGCCAGUAAGUCUGAUGUUACAGUCACAGACAUAUUUGAAAAAAACUUCAAUCCAUCAACCAAGUUUUCUUUGAGGCCUACAAAAGACAACAAACCUUUCAAACAAACAAGUACAAACCUUAUGCCACCUCACAAGAUCAAAAAUGACACAAAGAAUUCAACAGUUGCUACAUCUGAUUCAAAGUCCACUACAGACUCAAGAGUACCCACUAAAGUAAGUUUUGACUUACACCCAACUUCAACAGCACAAACUCCUACCACGGCACAAGCACAAUUAUCUAUCACAACAAUACAAACACAGGCUCCAGAUUCAAAGAGGACACAUCUUCCAGCAACAACAAUGCAAACACCAACAGUCAAAACAGCCCAAUCCCAAAUGCCACCCCCAAAAACUCAAACACAACCUCCAGUGACAACACAACCACAAGUUCCAACCACAGUCAGAACAGAAUCUUCAGCUUCAACAGCAGAAAUACAAGCUACAGUCACAACAAAUACUCAACCUCCAGCCACAACACAGUCUGAAGCUUCUGCCACAGCAACCCCAUCCACAGCACCACAAACACAACACUCCUUCACAGAGAAAACACAAACACAACCCUCCUCCACAGAGAAAACACAAACUCCAGCCACAGCAACUCAGACACAGUCUUCAGUGAAAGCAGCAACAACAGCGCCACAAGAUGAAUGUGGCGCUGCCAUCAAGGAUAAGGACAGAAUGUUAGACACCAACUCAACUGCAACUACAAACCAUGAAGAGUCUCCUUCCUCAACUACACCUCCAGCUACAGACAAAAAGGUGGAGGAGGUACAGAAUGCUGCCCCAAAGGCUGAAACUAAGGCCAAAGCAACUUUGAAACCAAAAGGAUUAAAAGCCAAGUUGAGUGGCUGGAAUAGACUGAAGAAGCACAUGGUCGUUGAACCUGAGGAACCAACGUUUCCUGAACCAGAGACCAAGGCGGCUGAAGAUGACAAAAAGAAGGGGGGUGAGGGUAAACAUGGAAAAGCUGCCGGGGCCAAAGAUAUACCCACAGGACAGGAGGUAGUUAGUGAGAAGGAAGCCCCCAGGGCUCUUAAGAUGUGGGAUGCAGUUCUCUUUCAAAUGUUCUCCACCAAAGACAACAUUUUGAAGCAGAUUAAUGUCGAUAAAAGCGAGGCAGAUGAUAAAACAACGUCAAAAGAAAACUCGAUUGACAUCCCUUCCUUUGUGUACCAUCUGCCUGUUCUGCUUUAUAGUCCACGUUUUGACGCUAGGAAACUAAGGGAGGCUGCUGAAAAGCCACUGAACAAAAUUGCUACGAUGUUUGAGAGGGGUCUACUACAGCGUAAAACUCAGGAGGAGGAGCCUAAGGACUUUAACAGAACGGCCAGAGGAUUUGGUCCGUCAAAGUCAAAGACAACUGAUGUCUGAUGAUGAAAAUGGGCUUUUAGAUGUUUAUUUUUUUUCACUUUCUAAAUGUAUCCAACUCUGAUCAGUUAACUGAAAAGACAAAAAAGUCAAGCUAUUAUUUCAGAAAGGAUUUGCUAGCAAUGCAUUUGCAAAUAUUACAUAAUAGCAUUUAGCAUAUACUUUAGUACAUGUUUGAGAAUGCUUUUGGUACAUGUUUUUAAACUGCUUUUAAGCAGAGCAUAAGUAGGGCAGAGUAUCUACCGUACUGUGCCCAGUGCUGCGGGUGUUUUUGUGUGAAAAUAGAGCUUGUACAUUCCUGGAUUGACAGUGCAGAAGGACAGCGUGAGAUGGACAAGUACAGCUGUGUAAGGCAGUGACUUCAUAGGCACAGUGGGAGGGGGUGGGUGGAGACCAGGCCUGGAAGGCUAUAUUUAAGAUAUGUAUAUUAAGUAUAACAGUAAAACCUGUUGGUUUUUCACGUUUCCUGAGAUACACAAUAAAAUCAUUGAUUAUAAAGGCUGUUGCAAUUGUACAACAUUAGAUAAUGACGUCAUCUAAGUAAAUAUGUUUUGACCAGGGAUCUGGUGGGGAUGUUUUAGAUUUGGAAUGGAGAGGGGUCAUAGAAUGUGACAGAGGAUUUAUUGGAUAACCAGCCAAUGUAGUUUGACAUGAGCAAGUAAAGUGGUUCAGGGACCAUUGAGGCCCCCGUACAUAGAUGGCAUUUUGUUGUUAGGUGAGGAUAGAAAUCCUGGAAUGUUCUGAGGGUACAGAAUGGUUUAGAUGUAUUUAGUGGAGUGCCUUAACACAGGUGCCUUCAACUUUAAAGCCUUUUCUAUGGCUUUAAAGACACUGCCUUACAAUGUUGUCCAUAUCCAUAACAGCAAUACAGUAUUUUUUUCAGUAAUUUUGGAUGAUCUAAAAGUUGGAUUUUUGAUUGUUUUCACCUGCAUGUUUAAUAUAUAUAGUCAAAUAAAGUGCAAAAGUUUUGUAUUUCAAUAUUUUAAGGAUUGUAUUUGCUUUUUGAUGGAUUGAUUAAAGCAAUUGUACCUACUUAUACGUAUAUAGCAUCACAUGUAUAUAUGGUUUUGUAGUUCAAGUGAAUUUUUAGAGCACUGAUUCCAAAUAAUUUCAUUUCAGAUUUCGAAAUGUUCAUAAAUAUUUAUAAAAGACAUUUUGUACUUUGUAAGUGUAUUCAGUGUAGUGUGUCCCACAGUGAUCAGACCUGUAGCCACAAACAUUUGCUCAGAAUUUAUCACCACACAUGUAGUAAGUUACCCCUAAUUUACGUAACAGGGGCUUUGACAGACAGGCAUGACCUGCACUAGGUACAAUACUGCUAAGGGUAUUAAUGGAGAACCACAACCCCACGACAGGCAUGUAUAAUUCUAGUUCCUGUAUCCUGACAGUAAAGAGGUCUUAUCCAAUGUGCUCCCUACAUCUGACUGCCCUCUCCUCACAAAGCCCCAGGGGAUUAGAGAUUCCCUCCGAUGCCCAACCCAGACAAGACCUUGGCAUGCCUUUUCCAUGUGAGAGAAGUACGUGAGGCUGUGACAGAUCUCUCCUGUUUAAUGUAAUGAUAAAUAGUCUGUGGUGUGAAGGUCAAAGUCAGCAUGGCACGACAACUGUCUGAUUUAUUCACAUUAGUUUGAAUUAGUUGAAAUUGGCUAGUCAAAUGACAUUAGAGAUAUUAUGUUUUUCAUGAAGCAGAAGAUGCUUUUGUUUACAACUAAAAUGGGAAGUGUUACAAAACAUUACAUUAAAUGUAAUUGAUAUUAAUAUAACAUUUGUUUGAAAAACACAUUAUGUAGUGUGAAGGUAUGUAAUGAGUGCAUUUAAUGUGCAGAUGUAUCAA